AUGCUGGCUCUCCUCCAGGAGGUUGUCCCCAUCAUGGUCGCCAGCGGCCAGAACCUGCAGGCGAACGAGCUGAUGCGGCUCGUGUCCUGCUGCCGGGUGCUUCGAGCCACGCUGCAAAACCUCGAGCUCGACCUGAGUGCCCGCCCCUCGCCUGCGCCACGGCUGCUGCAAUUCAUCGCUCUGAACGCCGCGCGCUUUCAGCUCGUCUCCGUCGAUGUUGACCGGUGCACGCAGGAGGCUUUCGACGCCCUCCUCUUGGUGCCCGGCCUUCGAGCUCUCACCGUGCGCGGGCCGGCCUCGUCGAUCCGCUCCCUGGCCGGCGCGGAGAGGGCGCGCUCUCUCCAGACGCUGCGGCUGCUCAAGGGCGUGUCCGUCGCCCUGGCCGACGACUUGAGCCCGCUCGCGGCGUGCCGUCCGCUGACGCACCUGUGCCUGUACGGCCCUGCGCCCCUCACCUCGCUGGGCCCUCUCGCCUGCUGCGCGCGGCUCGAGAGCCUCGACCUGCGCGGGUGCGAGGCGCUGGUCGACGUCGAGCCGCUGGUGAGCGCGGGCCGGGCGGCGUGCCAUGGCCUCCGCAGCCUGUCGCUGCGGGGCUGCCGCUCGCUGCGUGUCGUCUCGCCGCUGCGCGCCCUUUUGGCACUCGAGUCGCUCGACCUGAGCUGCACGCUCGUCAGCGACGUCUCGAUGCUCUGCGAGCUCGUGGGCUGCCGCGCUCUCGACACCCUCUACCUCACGGGAUGCUCAAAGCUGAGCGCCGUCGGCUGCCUCGCCGAGUGCCACGCGCUGCGGCAGCUCCACCUCAACAAGUGUCGAGCCGUGGUGGACGUGGGCGCCCUCGGCGGCUGCCCGACUCUGCGCCUACUCAACCUGCGCUGCAGCGGCGCGCUCGUGGUGCCGGCGGGACGACCUGGAUUGUUGGUGUUGUUCGAUGUGCAUUGA
This is a messenger RNA of Emiliania huxleyi CCMP1516, 939 nucleotides long. RefSeq lists its product as hypothetical. The coding region runs from base 1 to 939 and encodes 312 amino acids. Lineage: Eukaryota; Haptophyta; Isochrysidales; Noelaerhabdaceae. The transcript is spliced from 2 exons. The record is from RefSeq and is a predicted model, not a curated record.